Molecule: messenger RNA, 3520 nt
Organism: Chinchilla lanigera (long-tailed chinchilla)
Lineage: Eukaryota; Metazoa; Chordata; Mammalia; Rodentia; Chinchillidae
Gene: Prepl
Product: prolyl endopeptidase-like
Exons: 15
Coding region: 947-3130 (727 amino acids)
Biological process (GO): proteolysis
Cellular component (GO): Golgi apparatus; cytoskeleton
Molecular function (GO): serine-type endopeptidase activity
Source: RefSeq, a predicted model, not a curated record
UCCUAGUCUAGAAAUAUCAGCUACCUUCUGUGGAGUGGUUACUACGUGCCAUUCUCUGUAUUAAGGGCUUUGAGUAAGUCUAAAUUGUUUCAUUUUAUUCUGAAACAGUAACAACGCCAGAAGACACAUGAUGUCAUUAUUUUAAUGUUUCAAAAACUGGAAGCCAAAGACACAGAGACAGAGUUAAGUGCAGUGUCCAGAUCUGAACCAGGUUUGAAUCCUAACUGCUUAACUAGCUGUCAUGGUUAAAAAGAACUUAACUUACCAGCAGAAACCAGAAAGGGCCUCAUUUUUAUUUGUACAUCUUGCAGUCAUUUUUGGUUUUGUAGAGAGCUAAAUACUCGUUUAACAUGAAAGUGUAAUCGCUUAUAGACAAGAUUUGGAGUCAGAUCGGAUUGGACCUUUUGCUAUAGUACUUAAGAGUCCAAGUGACUUCGGGCGGUAAUUUCAACCUCUUACAGCCACAGUUUACUGCUGUAAUAUAGCUCCUUUCUCCAGUCCGUAUAAAGUAUAAUUAGACAAGUAGAUGAAGCAGCUGGCACAUAGCCGACACUCAACAAAUUUUAAUCUCCCUCAAAUGUCUUUGGUAAACAAGCCUUUUCAGUGUACCCUCCACAUGCAUACCACAGUUUGCUCCUUUGUGUACCAGAAUCAGUGCUGCAUAACUUGACCAUAAUAAAAUUGACUUUACAAAUGGAACUUUUAAAUCACCUCUGCCGAGAAGUAUUAUUUGAGUGAAACUUUCACUUACACAAGUUUUAAAAUUUAUUUAACCGAAGUUACCGCUGACUGCAGGUGUUAUCACAUAAGGGGUGUGUGUCCCUGAAGGGGAAGGGGAAGAGCUGGUGAUCUUAGAUACUCUGCGAACCUAUCAUAUAGUAACACGUCCGAAAUCAUUCGUGUCCAGGCAGCCCCAAAGGGAGCAUAAACCAGGGACUUUGAUAUCAUGCAACAGAAGACCAAAUUAUUUCUCCGGGCUUUGAAGUAUAGUAUUCCUCACCUUGGGAAAUGCAUGCAGAAACAGCAUAUGAAUCAUUGUAACCUCGCUGGUCAUUAUUACCAUAGAAUAAAAUUGAAAAAAUAUCACCUAACCAAGUGUCUGCAGAAUAAACCCAAGAUAUCAGAGUUAGCAAGAAACAUCCCAAGUCGGAGCUUCUCAUGUAAGGAUCUUCUGCCUAUUAAACAAGAAAACGAAAAAUCCCGUUCAGAAAACAUGGAUGCGUUUGAAAAAGUGAGAACAAAAUUAGAAACACAGCCGCAAGAAGAGUAUGAAAUCAUCAAUGCAGAGGUUAAACAUGGUGGUUUUGUUUAUUAUCAAGAAGGAUGCUGCUUGGUUCGUUCCAAAGAUGAAGAAGCAGACAAUGAUAAUUACGAAGUUUUAUUCAACUUGGAAGAACUUAAAUUAGAGCAGCCAUUCAUUGAUUGUAUCAGAGUUGCUCCAGAUGAGAAAUACGUGGCCGCCAAGAUAAGAACUGACGAUUCUGAAGCAUCGACCUGCGUAGUGAUAAAGCUGAGUGAUCAGCCUGUGAUGGAAGCUUCUUUCCCAAAUGUGUCCAGUUUUGAGUGGGUAAAAGAUGAGGAAGGUGAAGAUGUUUUAUUCUACACCUUCCAGAGGAACCUUCGCUGUCAAGACGUUCAUCGAGCCACUUUUGGGGAUAACAAACGUAAUGAACGUUUCUACACAGAAAAAGACCGAAGCUAUUUUGUUUUCCUGUAUCUUACAAAAGAUAGUCGUUUCCUCACCAUAAAUAUUAUGAACAAGAUCACUUCUGAAGUGUGGUUGAUAGAUGGCCUGAGCCCGUGGGACCCACCGGUCCUUAUUCAGAAGCGAAUACAUGGGGUCCUCUACUUCGUUGAACACAGAGAUGAUGAAUUAUACAUUCUUACCAAUGUUGGCGAGCCUACAGAAUUCAAGCUAAUGAGAACAGCAGCUGAUACCCCUGCUAUUAUGAAUUGGGACUUAUUUUUCACAAUGAAGAGAAAUACCAAAGUCGUAGACUUGGACAUGUUUAAGGAUCACUGUGUUCUCUUCCUGAAGCACAGCAAUCUACUUUAUGUUAAUGUGAUCGGUCUGGCUGAUGAUUCAGUUCGAUCUCUAAAGCUUCCUCCUUGGGCCUGUGGAUUCAUAAUAGAUUCAGGUUCUGACCCGAAGAACUGCCCCUUUCAACUUUGCUCUCCGAUUCGACCCCCAAAAUACUACACGUACAAGUUUGCAGAAGGCAAACUGUUUGAGGAAACUGGACAUGAAGACCCGAUCACAAAGACUAGUCGGAUUUUACGUCUAGAAGCCAAAAGCAAAGAUGGCAAAUUAGUGCCAAUGACUGUUUUUCACAAAACGGACUCCGAAGACUUGCAGAGGAAACCUCUCUUGGUGCACGUGUACGGAGCUUACGGAAUGGAUUUGAAAAUGAACUUCAGACCCGAAAGGCGGGUCCUGGUGGAGGACGGAUGGAUACUAGCUUACUGCCACGUUAGGGGAGGUGGUGAGUUGGGCCUCCAGUGGCACGCUGAUGGCCGCCUGACCAAAAAGCUCAACGGCCUGGCUGACUUAGAGGCUUGCAUUCAGACGCUUCACAGCCAAGGCUUUUCCCAGCCAAGCCUAACAGCCCUGAGCGCUUUCAGCGCUGGCGGGGUGCUUGCGGGAGCCUUGUGUAAUUCUGCUCCAGAGCUCCUCAGGGCUGUGGCUUUGGAGGCGCCUUUUGUGGAUGUUCUCAAUACCAUGAUGGACACCACUCUUCCCCUGACAAUCGAAGAAAUAGAAGAAUGGGGGAACCCUUCAUGUGAUCAAAAGGAAAAGAACUACAUAAAGUGUUACUGUCCUUAUCAAAAUAUCAAACCUCAGCAUUAUCCUUCAAUCCACAUCACAGCUUACGAGAACGAUGAGCGUGUUCCUCUGAAAGGAAUUGUAAACUACACAGAGAAACUCAAGGAAGCUGUCAUGGAGUAUUCUAAGAACAGGGGCGAAGGCUAUCAGACCCCCAAUAUUAUUUUGGAUAUUCAUCCCGGAGGGAAUCACGUGAUUGAGGAUUCUCACAAAAAGAUCACCGCCCAAAUUAAAUUCCUGUAUGAAGAACUUGGACUUGACAGCACCAGUGUUUUUGAGGAUCUUAAAAAAUACCUAAAAUUCUGAAGUGCUACAUACAGCUGGGAUUGGGAGAGGCUCUGACAUAUUCCAGUCUUAUUUCCAGUUGGGUUAGCAAAAGUGAGGUUUUAGUUAAUAGAGAAGUUUUUACCCGUUGCUUAUCCAUCCAAGUUGUGCUUAGUCUGCAUCUCAGCCACACAUGCUGUCCCUUCCACCAGUGCCCACGCCCUCACCCUGGGCGGUUUGCAGGUGGUCUCCUUAGAAGGGCCGGGCCGCCCUCCAGUCAGAACUUCGCCUUUGUCUGCUGUGCUAAGGUUUUCUUUGAACACUUUACAGUCAGUGUCCUCGCUCUUUGCUAGUGAAUAUUUUUAGUCACCUGUGGUAGUGAGUCACCUUCCAGUUUCUGUGGCUGCAUUUUAAGGAGAAAGAGCUUUCUUC